AUGAAUCAUGCCUCGAAUGUCGCAGCUGGGUGGACUGUUACCAUUCCUGCCUCAAGCGGUGCCCUGAUAGUUGCCGCUCUGGCUGUCCUGGUUACCACGGCGGGAGGGGCUGCAUGGACCAUUGCUGCGUUCGCACUACAUCAGUAUCGGGCCAGCGGCAAACCAGAGACGGGCCUUUCCCGCACAUUCCAAGUCAUCCUGCGUAACGCGGGCAGCUCGACUGCUAGCGCCCUAGAAAUUGUUCAAGUUGGACACGCAUGGAGUGGUUCGRUCAGCCACGCCAAGGUCAAAGCCUACUGCCUCGCUCUUUGGCCUUUGAUCAUCAAGAUUGCUUUCAUCGCUGCAAGUGUUUYUGUGGCAAAGGUUGCGAUCAGCGCCCACGAGGUCAACGUGAUACGUUUGCGGCCGACCAACUGUGGAAUGGAAGUUGUCGGAGCCACUAACGACUCCUCUCCCAACUACGAUUACACUUCGAAACACGUUCAAGAUAUUCGACAGAGCCGGGCAUACGUCGAAGCAUGUUACAACARUCCUAAUGGCAGUCUGGGCUGCACCAACCUGCCUGUACAGCGACUGCCGUUCACCAACAACACAGAGGCCAUAUGCAGGUUCGGAGAGCUCUGCCUCAAGAUGGCUGACAAUGCUUUCGGUCUGGACACUGGCAUUCUUAAUUCGCAAACUCAUCUUGGCAUCAAUGCCAGAGAUAAUGACCGGGUGAACUUUCGAUUUUCGACAACUUGCUCCGUCUUGAGUUACAAGGACUACACAACUUUCAAGCCCGAUCCCAACAGCAAUGACAACUCUACCAUCUUCGACAUUAACUAUGGCGGAGUCGGUUUCAAUGGCACAGGUUCGAACUACACAUGGCAGCACAAGAAUCUGGCGACAAGUCUCAACCUCCCGUAUACUGUACAAACCAUGUUGAACUAUGCAGGACCACGGAGCACCAAUCCUAAUGGCUGGUAUCCGAUUUCUCCACUCAAUCUCUCCGAUGCAGAUACAAGUCUUGUCUUUGUCGCUGCGAACAGCGUCUCCUACGAAAUGCCCGUGUUUGAUCCUCUCUAUGCUGCAAACACUAGCUUUCCUGUCAAUGAACAGACCUGGUAUUUGUCAGACAGGUGGUUCAACAUCGUAGGCUGCGCAGACCAAAUCGAGAUCUGCAAUCCAGCGGUGGGAGGUUCAUGCUCUGGACCCAARGGCUCGAUCCAGGUUAUGCCUUAUACUGAGACCCUCGGCCUGAGCGACACUCAAAAGGCCACCGCCGCUAGAAUCGUACUCGCACAUGCGGUCUCUCAUCCGCAGCACGUCGUCUCCAGUCUCCGUUCUACCGCGUUACUUGCAAACGACCUUCUAGUGCUAGGAACAAAUUCGCCCGGCUUACCCGAAACACAAUGGCACUUGGAGACUACCAAAUGGUUCCAGACUACUCUCGCAAAUAUACAACACCGUAUCGUCGACUUUCCAACCAACGACUGGGCUUCAAGGCGCAAUCCUGCCGACUGGCAGACGAGCGAUUCAAUCGACUAUAGCGUUGUGGCUCCUAGAAACUGGCAAGAUUCCUAUGCACCAGCGCUUGAGGAAUUAUGCCACCAACAGCUGGUCAGGAGUACAGACCAGUACCAGUCUUUCCUACUCGUGGGAGUAUUGAUCGUGAUAAUUGUCAGUUGUGCAAUCAUCAUCACCUCUUGGACGCUUGAGCUUUGCGUUGAAAACCGGAAGAGUCGGAAACCAGGAGGAUCGAAGCGACACAAGCUACUUGCGCAUAUUGGAGAUGGUAAAGCGCACUUGCUUUACACCGCAUUGAAAGGGUCGGGAUAUGAUGGCUGGCAGGACGAGUUAGAGGCUCUUCCACAUCGGUCACCACCGGAUCGGUCUCGUCAACGCGAUGUUGCAGCCCUCGUGGAGGGUCCCGAUGGCUCCAUCAUGUUUCCUGGACCCCGGAACGAGACCGUCGAUGCGGGCAUCGGUCCUGGAUCAUCAGAAGACGAAAAGACUCCGUCUUACAGUGUGGCAUUGCUUGGAGGCCAUACGCUUGUAUGA
Messenger RNA from Ramularia collo-cygni, 2040 nucleotides. RefSeq lists its product as uncharacterized. The coding region runs from base 1 to 2040 and encodes 679 amino acids. The transcript has 3 exons. Lineage: Eukaryota; Fungi; Ascomycota; Dothideomycetes; Mycosphaerellales; Mycosphaerellaceae. The record is from RefSeq and is a predicted model, not a curated record.